This is a messenger RNA of Pseudophryne corroboree (corroboree frog), 4253 nucleotides long. It is a transcript of the gene SEC62, whose product is annotated as SEC62 homolog, preprotein translocation factor. Gene Ontology annotation, biological process: post-translational protein targeting to membrane, translocation. Lineage: Eukaryota; Metazoa; Chordata; Amphibia; Anura; Myobatrachidae. Gene Ontology annotation, cellular component: endoplasmic reticulum; endoplasmic reticulum membrane. The record is from RefSeq and is a predicted model, not a curated record. The coding region runs from base 109 to 1311 and encodes 400 amino acids. The transcript has 8 exons.
GCGUCUGUGUGUGUGUGUGUGUGCAGUGUGGUAUGCGAGCCUCCAGCCACGUGCCCGCCUGCUAGCCCCGCCCAUCCACGUCACCAGACAGCCGGGCUCGGGGCAGACAUGGCGGAGCGGAGGAGAGUGAAGAAGCGGAUUCAGGAGGUAGGUGAGCCAACCAAAGAUGAAAAGGCAAUUGCGAAGUACCUACGUUUCAAUUGUCCAUCGAAAUCAACUAACAUGAUGGGACACAGAGUUGAUUACUUCAUUGCUUCCAAGGCUGUGGAUUGUCUUCUGGAUUCAAAAUGGGCAAAAGCGAAAAAAGGGGAAGAAGCCUUGUUCACAAACAGGGAGUCUGUGGUGGAAUUUUGCAACAGGCUUCUUAAGAAACAGUUCUUUCACCGUGCGUUAAAAGUGAUGAAGAUGAAGCCAGAGAAAGAUCCAAAGAAAGAAAAGGAGAAAGAUAAAGGAAAGCUGGAUAGUGGAAAGGAAGAAAAGAGAGAGAGCAAAAAAGACUCUACAAAGGAGGAGAAAGUAAAGAAAGAUAAAGAGAAGAAAAAGGAAGCCGAGAAAGAAGAAACUAAAAAAGAUGAGACUCCUGGAACACCUAAGAAAAAGGAAACCAAGAGAAAGUUUAAGUUAGAGCCACAUGAGGAUCAGCUUUUCCUGGACGGUAAUGAGGUGUAUGUGUGGAUAUAUGAUCCAGUCCAUUUUAAAACCUUUGCCAUGGGCCUCAUCCUUGUAAUUGCAGUGAUCGCUGCCACCCUCUUUCCUCUGUGGCCAGCUGAGAUGCGUGUUGGAGUUUAUUAUCUCAGCGUGGGAGCCGGCUGUUUUGUGGCCAGCAUUCUUCUUCUUGCUGUCGCUCGAUGCAUCUUAUUCCUUAUAAUAUGGCUCUUGACUGGAGGAAGACACCACUUUUGGUUCCUGCCUAACUUGACAGCAGAUGUUGGCUUCAUUGACUCCUUCCGACCACUUUAUACCCAUGAGUACAAGGGACCAAAGGACGAUCAGAAGAAAGAUGAAAAAACGGAGUCCAAAAAGCCUGUAAAAUCCGACAGUGAGGAUAAAUCUGACAGUGAGAAAAAGGAAGAAGAGGAAACCAAAGUGUCUGAAGCAGCAGAGGGAUCAGGCACAGAAGGGUCUGGUGCAGAUAGGCAGUCAGACACAGACAGUGACAGGAAAGAAGAUGAAGGCUCACAGCACAGUAGUGGCAACGGCAAUGAUUUUGAAAUGAUCACAAAAGAGGAACUUGAGCAGCAGACAGAUGACGGAGACUGCGAGGAAGAGGAGCAGGAAGAUACAGCAGACCCUCUCUGCGAAAAAUCUUAAUGCAUCGGCUGGACUGUAGGACUGAUAUAUGUGCAUACGAAAGGAUUUCUUUGUGGAGUGAUCACCAAAACAUUUACACACAUCUCUUCACUGUCUUCUUUCCGAUAUGCAGGAUCUGUAGGGAUCAUCAAAUUCACUAGACUCUAAAGUUGGUAUUCAAAAACAAAGUUUCAAAUCUGAUGUUAAAGAUCUUUUUUGAAAUUUUUUUCUUUUUCUAGUUAAAAUGCCAAAAUACAAGGGGUAGAUGCUCAUUUUUCUCCUGCUUGUUCGUAAUGUUUUCAUAUGAGCCGCUGGUGUCCAAGUUAGAUGAUGCUGGUCUGACCUGCAUGCUGCUUGCACUCAUUGUUGCCUGUCGUGCGUACGUAAGUCAAUAAGGUCUGUUCAUUUCAGGAAAUGUUUGGGAUAACCCCAAUAGCUCUUAAUUGUAGCAAGAUAUUUAAUAACACCUCUUUUUAAGAUCGGUUCCUCCGUCUUUGUCUGUUCUUGUCUUCUCUGGCAGUAAAAUGCUAUUCCAUUAGUUUAACUGGAGAUCUUAUUUGCUAUCAGUGUGUAUGUCUUCUGAAUAAGUAUUCUUUUUAUGAUUUUGAUGAUCCCUAUUUUCAUAUAAUUCCUGGUAUGUAAGUUCUUUAUGUAUAUUAAAGUUUUUUUUGUUUUAGUUUUUUAAACUAUCAAUUGAAACCUGCUGUCUUUAAGUUGCACUCACCAUCUUCUAUUUGAAAACUGAAUAAGUACUUUGCUCUUUAUGGUGGUGUUGGUACUCUGCUAUGUAACCAUUUAGUAAAUAGGUGGAAUAUAAUAAAACAAAAACUCUCUAUAUUAGAACUGUCCAAUAAGGAGAUUGGAUGAAUAUGAUGGCACAGUUUGCUCUUGUUCACAUACAGGAGCAGAAAUACAGUGUGCAUGUGAUCAGUGUGUUCAUACCACACUACAGCUUCAGUAUGUAUCCCUCCGCACUAGAACACAUGUUAAAAGCAUUACUUGUUAUAGUGGAAAUAAAGGUUGUAUCUGGCAUUAGGAUAAGUGAUCAUGAGGUUUCCAGCAGCUUCGGGCAACUUGCUGCAAUUAGAGAAAGCUACUUGCCUGUGUCGAAGGCUCACCCAUUCUGCCACACCCUUUCUAUAUGCCAGUGCCCAGCUUAAUGUGACCAUAAACAAUAACAUGUCAGCUUUGCCUGACCAAGCCCACCAUAUGUACGUCUGUUUUACUAAGCAUACAAUGCAGUUGACACAGGAAAAUCAAGUUCUAGACUCUAGAAUAUGAUGUCCUACAGUAUAGACAUUUGGCCACUGUUAAAGCAAUCUGCAAAACCUUGGCAUGUUAAUGAGCAGGAAGUUCUCUGUGUAGUUUUAUUUUUUUUGUUUUGUUAUCCACACCUCCUCUUGACCAAAUUAAAUACUUUUCUGCCAGUUAGCUAAUGUGUUACAUGUCCCACUCUGAGUAAUUAGGGUGCAUCUGAUAUUUAACCCAAGUCAUUUUUUCAAUGUUUAACUGCCUCUUCUACCCCCUCCCUCCUCUUUUUUUCUUUGUUGCAUUGACAUGUUUAGUCUUCUAUCACUUAAGCAGAUAGUAUGCAUUUCCUGGAGAUUGUCUUAUGAAUUUUGAUCCAUGCUGUAUUCCUUCUUCUAUCUAUAAAAACCUACAAUGUAGUAUGUGUAGCUGUUAUUUGUGUCACCAAGCAGGACCAGAUGACGCAGAAGUAACCGAUGGCGGCUUCCUUUCUGAAACAUUACCUAUGAACUAUAAAAAGAAAAGAGAAGUGAGACUUGUUAUAAUGUAUUUGUAAGAGUCUGUGCACCUUUUAAGACACUGUUCUGUAAAAGCUAAAUAGUAAAAAAAAACUAAUGCAAACAUUCAAGUUGGUUGUAAUUCAAUAAAAUGUCAUGGUAAUGGUUGUUGCAUAUGUUUGUUAAAAUAACUGAGCUGGUUAAGCUGGCUUAAUAUAUAUUUCUAAAUAUAUACAUCUGCUGUUUAUGAAAAUACAGAACUGUGUCAUUGAGUUGUGUCUGUAUCGCCUCAAAUCUGUUUUCUGUUUGGACGUAGGAGCGAUUUAAUUGCUCUACAGAUUAAUUGAUUGACCGAAUGGAGAAAGUGGUAUUACUUUGUUAAAGCUAGCACAUGGCUAAAUGAGGCACUAUGUGAUAGCUUAAAGAAAUAUAUAAGGAGCUGUCAGUUACUAUGAAGUUGUAUUUUAUAGCUGUGUUAGCUCAUGUAAGACUACUGUCCCAUUUCUGGGAAGUGUCUCGCGCAAACCUGUACGACACAAUAUAGCACGUGGGAAAGAGGAAUUGUGCAGUUGCUAUCAUGCUGUUUUCUGGUGUGAUAGAGGCCUUAAAUAAUCUAUUUGGUAAUUGGUGAUACCAAGAGUUAUAGAUGUCUCUGCCGAAAAAAGCAAAAGCAAUUUAAAUUGAAAGAUUUCUUUGCAGGAGUCAAAAUCAUCUCCUGUAAAGUGUACCCGCUCAUAUACACAGCAGAAGCAGACUUUGUUGGCUGAAUAGAAUACAGCCAUUCAGUUUAUUAGAAAGUUGCCACCAGUUCCUAUUAAAUUGACAGCUGUAAUAUUGGUCUAGUUGUCCAAAAAAUAUCUGCUUUCACUGUGUAAAUUAACAGGUCCACUUUUAAUGUUGCUCUAUAAUCUGUUAAGUAUUGUCUGUAGUGUAUUCUGUACACACAACUGUAAACCCCUCCUAAACAGUCUUGCGUUCAUUUGUAUUAAGUGUCCUAUGGUUUGAUGCCUGAGGGACAUUGGCCCAUAACAUGCUCAUCCGCUCAUUCAGGAUUACUGCUGGGUUUAAGGUAUUUAAUAUGCUUUCUUCAGACAGCCCUCGGACCUACAGGAAGUCUGUGAGGAAAAUAGAUGUUUUCACACUUAGGUUUGUGCCAACAUUCCAUGUAUGUAAGUAUAAGUAAAACUAUGCUAUUAAAAGUACUGGUGACAAAAGUUA